This is a messenger RNA of Acytostelium subglobosum LB1, 1932 nucleotides long. RefSeq lists its product as hypothetical. Gene Ontology annotation, biological process: transcription preinitiation complex assembly; transcription by RNA polymerase III; DNA-templated transcription initiation. The transcript has 6 exons. Gene Ontology annotation, cellular component: nucleus; transcription factor TFIIIB complex; transcription preinitiation complex. The coding region runs from base 1 to 1932 and encodes 643 amino acids. Gene Ontology annotation, molecular function: RNA polymerase III type 3 promoter sequence-specific DNA binding; TBP-class protein binding; RNA polymerase III general transcription initiation factor activity. The record is from RefSeq and is a predicted model, not a curated record. NCBI's taxonomy places the organism in Eukaryota, Evosea, Eumycetozoa, Acytosteliales, Acytosteliaceae.
AUGUCUAAACCAAAGAUAUGUACAAAGUGUCAAGGUACACAGUUUGAUACCUCCAACGAUGGAAGUACAGUCUGUAUUCAAUGUGGUUUCGUUGUCGACUCAACCAAUAUAGUGACAGAGAUACAGUUCAGUGAGACAUCUGGUGUGAUGGGUACCUAUGUGAGCAAGUCUAGUAAGAAGUAUCAUAGUCUUGGAAGUGACUCGAGAGAGUUGACAUUGGAGAAUGCACGUCGUCGUUUGUUUCAGGUGGCUGGACAGGUCAAUCUGAAGCCUCAUCACGUCGACAUGGGUCUGAGAAUGUAUCAAAUGGCAAUCGAACACAACUUCACAAGAGGUCGACGAUCACUACAAGUCGCUGCAACCGUACUCUAUGUUGUGUGUCGAAGAGAACAGACACCUCACCUUUUGAUCGACUUCUCUGAGGCAAUCCAGAUCAAUGUAUUCACACUGGCAUCAACAUUCAUUGCCUUUGCCAAAUUGUUCAAUAUACAACUUCCCAUUGUGGACCCAUCAUUGUUCAUUCAUAGAUUUGCAACAAGUCUGGAAUUUGGAGAUAAGACACAGGAUGUUGCUAAUACUGCAUUGAAGUUUGUGGCAAGGAUGAAGAGAGAUUGGAUGGCAACAGGUAGAAGACCAUCUGGAAUAUGUGGUGCAAGUCUAUUCUUGGCAUCAAAGGUACAUGGAUUCGUCAGGACGAUUGAGGAGAUUAUAAAGGUGGUCAAGAUUGGAGAGAGUACUCUGACAAAGAGAUUGGAUGAGUUCAUUAGGACUCCUGCGUCAGACAUGAAGAUUGCAGAGUUUGACUCGAUCGAGAUGGAUACAGAGUGUGAUCCACCAGCAUUCACAAGGAACAGACAGUUGGAGAUGGAGAAAGAGCGUGAGAAGAGGAAAAAGGAGAAGAUAGCCAAGCAAAAGAGGAGAGAGAAUGGUGAAGAUGUCUCUGAUGAUGAUGAUGAUGAUGAUGAUGAUGACAUUGAUGAUGGUGCAAAAGAAAAGAUCAAAAAGACAAAGGAUAAUGAAGAUAAAGGCGAGGAUGACGAUGGAUUGGAGGACUCACAGACAGGUGGAUCAAAGAAGAGGAAGGCAAAGCCAGAUGACCAAGAAGGUGAUGCUGAUGAUGAGCAGGCAUUGAAGAAACCCAAGACAGAUACACAGACAGAGAUAGAGACUAGUGAAAAUAUAGCCGAAGAGAUAGAGUCUAUACUCAAGAAUGAGUCAAACAUGUUGGACAAUGGAACACAAUCAAACUUAGACUCUUUUCCUUCAACAUUGUCCAGUACAUCAACAGUAUUUGGUAGCAGCAGUAGUGGACGUAGAAAGACAUUUGAGGACUUUGAUGCACCUCUACUACCAUUAGACACUCAAAUAGAUGAAUAUCCUUACAUUGAACCAGAGGUUGAUCCAGAGGUGUUUGCACCAACCGCCACCCUGUCUGAUCUAUCCGACGAUGAUAUCGAAUCAUACAUUGAACAUGACCAAGACGCUAGAAAUGUAAAGGAAACCAUUUGGACAGAGUUGAACAUUGACUGGAUCAGGAAGCAAGAGGAAAGGAGUAAGGAGAUUGCUGAUGCACAGGCUGCUGGUGUACCUUUGAGAAGAAAGCGUGCAAAGAAGGCGGUGCAUCUGACGCCAGAAGAGGCAGUGGCAUCAAUAGCCGCCGAACAAAAGAGGAAGGAUCGUAUCAGGAACCUCGUCAAGAACUUGUUGAAUGCUGGUGACGAUGUCAAGGAGGAGCCAAGUGGCUCACCUACGCGUCCCUCAAUGGCACCACCAAUGCAAAGACAAUCGACUACAACUCAAUCUGCUGCGGCUGGAGCCCAGCAUCGACAUCCAUACACAGAGCAGUAUGAGGAAGAGGACCGAUACGCCUCACAGAGUUUACUUAGACAACAGUAUGGUAGUCACGACGACUCGUAUUAUGAUGACGAUUAA